AUGCUUUACAAGGCUGUCACUAAGGUGGACCAGAAGCUGGCCGCAGCAGGCGUCCCUCUCUAUCAUGUUAAUACCCUCGCGGACGUUUUCUAUCACAUCAAGUACAUGUACGUGGGCAACUCUGUGCAGGAGAAGGUGCGCCCUCUUCUGUCACUUUUGAGACCACGUCUCCAUGGUGCGCUGAAGUUCAUCCUGCCCCCACUGCCUUCCGGGCUCUCCGAGCACCCCUGUAAUCCUGUACAAGAGCAGCAGCAACAGUCAGGCACCCCCGCCCAGCCUGUUUUUGAAGGUCGUGUCUACAGGGCUGCUACCAAACCACCAAUAGGCUUGGAGGACUUCUAA
Molecule: messenger RNA, 342 nt
Organism: Dibothriocephalus latus
Lineage: Eukaryota; Metazoa; Platyhelminthes; Cestoda; Diphyllobothriidea; Diphyllobothriidae
Source: the annotation of a GenBank genome assembly